This is a messenger RNA of Panicum virgatum (switchgrass), 2213 nucleotides long. Its product is annotated as disease resistance protein TAO1-like. Lineage: Eukaryota; Viridiplantae; Streptophyta; Magnoliopsida; Poales; Poaceae. The transcript has 3 exons. The record is from RefSeq and is a predicted model, not a curated record. Bases 451 to 1365 code for a protein of 304 amino acids.
AGAGCCAAUUAUGUCAAUGCAACCGGACCCUCUGUAUAUACUAUCGGUGCAUAUCCAGAAUCUAGCACUAAACCAAAUUGGGCAUCUAAUUAGCCUCCAUUCUUUGUCAGAUAUACGCAUCACCCGAUGUUGUUGCAGUUUCAACAUAAGAGAGCUGAGGAACAUCAACCAAGUUAGGAAGCUGAGAAUUGAAGGAUUGAGUAACGUUCGUCAUAUCAGGCAUGCAAAUGAAGCCCAACUACAGAGGAAAAAACACCUCCGUUCACUACAUUUGGGCUUCGAUGUUGUAAUCAUGAGCAGUGUCCAUGUGGUCUGCAACCAGAAUCAGUGAAAAUACCACACGACCAACUACUUGAUAGCUUGCGACCACACUACAAUCUACGUGAACUGAGCAUAAGUUCUUAUGAUUCAGCAAUAUACCCCAGUUGGGUAGGGGAUCGUUCCUUCUUCAUGUUGACCACCAUAAAAUUAUUCGGUGGCCAAUUCAAACACCUCCCAGUGCUUGGUGGUUUACCUUCACUCAAGAACCUCCAUGUUGGCUAUACGGAUUCUGUCGAAGACAUUGGCCGUGAGUUAUUCAUCAGACAGUUUGCAGGAGAUGAAUACUUCCCUUCAUUGACAAACCUGGAAUUCAUGUUCUUUUCAGAGUGGUCAGAAUGGUCUGGAGUGGAUGAUGGUGAACCUCCAUGCCUAAAUGAACUGUCGCUAUUGAUGUGCGACAAACUGAGUUCUCUUCCAUUGGGGCCACUUCGGUGUUUGGUAAUCCUGAAUAUUCGUGAGUGUCAUAACAUUGCUACAUUACCUGCAUUGCUUGCUCUUCGUGAACUAAAGAUUGCUGGAUGUUCUAGUCUAAGCGAAAUUCCAACUCUCCCAUCACUUUCGAAAUUGGACAUAUCCAAAUGUCGAAACCUUAGUUCCAUUGGUCUCCACCCCUCCUUCACCACCUUGCAACCUCACAGCUCUUCAGACCCAGGUAUUGGUGCAGUAAGUUCCCUCGCCAAGCUCACAGAAUGCACCCUAGCGACCUGUCCAAAUCUUAGUGCAGUUUGUUACCUCCCUUCACUCAGUACCUUAGAUCUCAUGUUUGGAAUGAGAGAUGAGUUACUGUACUGUCUGCUGAACGACCUCCCAUCAUUGAACAGCUUAAAAAUUUCUUCUUUUGAUGUUACAUCCAUACAUCUUAAACACAAAAGUCUUCCCUCACUUACAAGGCUCUGCUUAAUGUACUGCCCUAACCUCCAGUACUGUGAUGGGCUUCCUAGUCUAACUUCCCUUGAGCAUCUGGAGGUUCGUUACUGCCCAAAGCUCCCCAUAUAUAAUCUGCAUCCAUCGCGGCUCAAAACUCUUAUCAUUAAAGAUAAAUGAACACGGUAUGUAAUCUGCUGUUGUCCGCUUUGUCUAAUUUCCUAACGUUCUCGCUUAUUUUGUUUCUCCAUGCUCUUUCAGCAAGUUCAAACUCUGCACUGCUUACAUGGCAGCCUUAGGCAUCUCAAUUCUUGGUCUCUGAUGUUCUGAUGUAAUAUUUUGGAAUGGAGCCAGCUAAGGCUAGUAUUAUUUUCUGUUCAAACCUUGGUCCAAUUGUUGUCACGAUCCAUUCACCACACAAAACGCAUAUUAUUGUAUAUAGUUAUUAAUUUAAAUACAACUUAGGAUCCUUUUGGAUGCAGGUAUUCAGGUGAAGGGAUUGCAUUGGGGUACCAAUUCCAAAUCUGGGUGGAAACGGGAAUGGCGUAAUGCCAAUGUUGCUGUUUGGAUGUGUUUAUAUUACAAGAAUCUUAUCCACCUGCUGGACCUUCACUUCACUGCAGUUCCUACUUCCAAACCAUGUCUCAUAGCAUGGUGAAGCAUUUGAAAACUUGGGUUGCAUCAUGAUAAUCAGUUUCUGGACAUCUUCGCUUGAUUUCUCAUUCAUAAGACCUGACCAAUUCUGAAGCUCAGCUCUGCGCAAAUUCUAACCGUAGUAAAAGAGGACCCUACGAAAGAAAGCAGAGGACACGGCAUUCUGUUCCAUUCACCUGACUCAUGGAUGGAACAACAUGGUGAUAGUAGCAGGUCUUUUAACUCAAUUGCACGAGGGACAUUUUCACGAUUAAGUGGACAAUGUUUUGAAACAAUUUAGCAAGCCUUGAAAUUUGUGAUGGACUGAAAGUAAUCGCAUGUGUACUUUGUAGCCACAGUGCCUACUGAAUAUCCAGCCUGAUCGAACUGCUCAA